AUGGCUAGGUACGAUAGAGCAAUAACAGUGUUUUCUCCAGACGGGCAACUUCUUCAGGUCCAGUAUGCCCAAGAAGCGGUAAGGAAGGGAUCCCCAGUGGUGGGUGUUAGGGGUCCAAAUGUUAUAGUAUUGGCAGUUGAGAAGAAAUCGGUAGAAAAGCUGCAGGAUGAGAGAACGGAGAAGAAAAUAGUUCCUUUAGAUGACCAUGUGGUUCUGGCCUUUGCUGGUUUGAGAGCAGAUGCUCGAGUUUUGAUAUCUAGAGCUCAAAUAGAAUGCCAAUCCCACCGCCUAACAGUCGAAGAUCCCGUUUCCAUAGAGUAUAUAACAAGGUACAUAGCAGAAAUGAAACAGAGCUACACGCAGAGUAAUGGGAGAAGGCCAUUUGGUAUCUCCUGCUUGGUCGGAGGAUUUGACUAUGAUGGACAGCCUCAUCUGUUCCAGACUGAACCUUCUGGGAUUUAUUAUGAGUGGAAGGCAACCACUACAGGCAAAUACGACAAGACAUCUCGAGAGUUUCUAGAGAAGUACUACAGCGCAGAAGCGGUGGAAAAUGAAAACGCUGCCACGAAACUUGCAAUCAGAGCUAUACUGGAGGUGGUGCACUUUGGACAGAGGAAUUUGGAUGUGGCAGUCAUCAAAAGAGGCGAACCAGUCACAAUGUUGGAACCGAGCGCCAUACAGGAUUUGAUAGCUGUCAUCGAUAAGGAAAACGCUGAAGCUGAAAACCGCUGA
Molecule: messenger RNA, 732 nt
Organism: Spodoptera exigua (beet armyworm)
Lineage: Eukaryota; Metazoa; Arthropoda; Insecta; Lepidoptera; Noctuidae
Source: the annotation of a GenBank genome assembly